This is a messenger RNA of Oryza sativa Japonica Group (Japanese rice), 2025 nucleotides long. RefSeq names its product pyruvate kinase 1, cytosolic. Gene Ontology annotation, cellular component: cytoplasm. NCBI's taxonomy places the organism in Eukaryota, Viridiplantae, Streptophyta, Magnoliopsida, Poales, Poaceae. Gene Ontology annotation, biological process: glycolytic process. The record is from RefSeq and is a predicted model, not a curated record. Gene Ontology annotation, molecular function: magnesium ion binding; pyruvate kinase activity; potassium ion binding.
CACGUCGCGACUCUGUUUUUUUUUCUUUCUUCCUCCUCACGACUCGCGGCGUCGGACUCCUCGAACCUCGGGUUUCUUCUUCUCUUCUCGCCUCGCCUCCGUUUCGAUUUGGGGAGAGAGAGAUAGAGAGGCGAUCGCAUCGAGGAGGCGCAAAAACCCUAGAAGGCGAACCUUCCGGAAGCUUCUGGAAGGGAGGAUGCAGGGCGCCAACAUGCUCCUGGACGAGCCCGUCCGCCUCACCUCCGUCCUCACCCCCGUCAAGCCCAAAGUAUUCCCAUCACUCACCAAGAUUGUUGGGACCCUUGGGCCCAACUCACACUCCGUCGAGGUUAUUCAAGAAUGCCUCACUGCUGGGAUGGCAGUCGCACGGUUUGAUUUCUCAUGGAUGGAUGCUUCAUAUCAUCAGGAGACCCUUAACAAUCUGAGGAAAGCUGCACAAAAUGUCAAUAAGCUGUGCCCUGUAAUGCUGGAUACACUGGGUCCAGAAAUUCAGGUUCACAAUUCAACUGGUGGACCAAUUGAGUUGAAAGCUGGAAAUCAUGUCACCAUAACACCAGAUCUUUCUAAAGCUCCCUCUUCUGAAAUCUUGCCAAUUAAGUUUGGUGGUCUUGCAAAAGCUGUCAAGAAGGGUGAUACUCUUUUUAUUGGUCAAUAUCUCUUCACAGGAAGUGAAACAACAUCUUCGUGGCUUGAGGUUGUGGAAACUUCUGGAGAAAAUGUUGAAUGUCUUGUGACCAAUACAGCUACACUUGCAGGCCCCAUGUUCACUUUGCAUGUUUCAAAAGCCCAUGUCAGUUUACCAACUUUGAGUGAUUAUGAUAAAGAGGUCAUUUCAACUUGGGGAUUACAUAACAGUGUUGAUAUUAUAUCACUUUCCCAUACCCGCUCUGCCGAGGAUGUCAGGGAGCUUAGAUCUUUUCUUCAAUCUCAUGGCCUUCAGGACACACAGAUAUAUGCCAAGGUUGAAAAUACUGAGGGUUUGGAUCAUUUUGAUGAAAUUCUCCAAGAAGCUGAUGGCGUCAUUAUUUCACGGGGAGACCUGGGAAUUGACCUUCCACCAGAAGAUGUGUUCAUAUCCCAAAAAACAGCUAUUAAGAAAUGCAAUCUUGCUGGCAAACCUGUGAUCAUCACUAGAGUUGUGGACAGCAUGAUUGACAAUCUACGCCCAACACGUGCAGAGGCCACUGAUGUUGCAAAUGCUGUCCUAGAUGGAACGGAUGGCAUUUUGCUUGGUGCGGAGACUCAUCGAGGCCCUUAUCCAGUUGAUGCAGUGAGUACUGUUGGGAGAAUAUGUGCAGAAGCUGAGUCUGUGUAUAACCAGUUGGUUCACUUCAAGAAAUUAGUGAAGCAUGUAGGUGAUCCAAUGCCCCAUGAAGAAUCUGUGGCAUCUUCAGCGGUUCGCACUGCAAUGAAGGUAAAAGCUGCUGCAAUCGUUGUGUUCACUUUCUCAGGAAGAGCUGCCAGGUUAGUUGCCAAGUACAAGCCACCAAUGCCAGUGUUGGCCGUUGUCUUCCCACGUGAGGGCUCUGAUCCAACAAAGUGGCGUUCUUACGGCACAACUCAGGCAAGGCAAUGUUUUGCUGCAAGAGGUGUCUACCCUUUGAUGGCGAGUACUGAGGAGGCUGAAACUGGUGGGCUCACCAGGGAAGAGUACGGGAUAAAACUUGCACAGAACUAUGGUCGCUCGGUUGGUAUGCUAAAGCCCUAUGACAGGUUGAUCAUUUUCCAGAAGAUCGGCGAUUCAUCUGUUGUCAAGAUCAUCGAGUGUGACAGUUCGUAAAAGAUUAGACACCUACCACAUUCCGUCCAAGAGUUUCAACCACACAGAGGCGGAUUACCUUUUUGCUUUCUUUCUUGUUUGACAUGAUAUUGAGACUAGAAUAGGGAAGGCCAAUUGUGCUGUUUGGCAAUUUACCCAUUUUAGGUCCAUACUUGCUUUUUCAAUAAUUUCAUUCAAGAGCCUAUUUACACAUUGCAACAAUCCAAUUUUGUGGACAAAAUACAGGAUACAGGGACAUUUGGUUA